Messenger RNA from Rosa rugosa (rugosa rose), 1988 nucleotides. Its product is annotated as spermine synthase-like. NCBI's taxonomy places the organism in Eukaryota, Viridiplantae, Streptophyta, Magnoliopsida, Rosales, Rosaceae. Gene Ontology annotation, biological process: spermidine biosynthetic process. The record is from RefSeq and is a predicted model, not a curated record. The transcript has 3 exons. The coding region runs from base 1373 to 1681 and encodes 102 amino acids. Gene Ontology annotation, cellular component: cytosol. Gene Ontology annotation, molecular function: spermidine synthase activity.
GUACUUGUUGAGGGGGAGAGUUUGUCAUAAUUUAUGUUUUGUAUAGGAAUGCCAAAGGGGGAGAUUGUAAGUACAAGUUUUGAUUAAAUUGGUGUGUUGGCAUUCCAUACAAAACGGGAAAAUAUCUUUGAGGUUUAACUUUCUUUAUUUAAAGAUAUUUUUCUGUUUAUAAAAUUGUGUAUUUGAUUCCCUAGGAUUUUUAGGAUUUUAUGGAUAUCUUGGAAUAAAAGCUCUUUCCUAAUAGAAGUCUAAUUAGGGUUGUUUCUGGUUUGUUUGAGUGGUUGCCGCUGGUUGAAUAUAUAUUGCAGAAAUAUGCAUGGCAAAAAGGGGUGAAAAACGCAAGAAUAAGUGUAGGUGUCUUGCAUGGUUUUUGAGUUUGUGUCUUCACAAAGAGUCAAAACACUUGAUCCAUGUAUAAGUGUUUGUGAUCAUAGUUUCAUAUGCAUAAUACUCUCUCAAGAUCAGUAGGGAGACUGUGAAGAAAGAAGAACAAGAUUUGAAGAUUGUUCAAGUGAAGGAGUUCAAGAACGAAGACAAACUUUGUAUUGGAUUUUGUGUGAAUCUUAUAGCCGAGCUAGUGCUAUAUUCAAAGUUUGUAAAAGAACAUAUCCUUUUCAAUAUGAUGAUCUUUAUUUUGGGUUCUCAUGAGUAAGAGCCCCGCAGUGUUUUUUAAUCUCAUAUUUUGAGAUUUUCACUGCGUAACCAAAAGUCUGGAGUUUGGUUCAUUGUUUCUGAUAUCUGCCCAGUAGGGAUUGAUCCAUACACUGCAAUCCUCGUUUUCCAGAAAAUCAUAUUCUGUCCUUGUAUUUUCAGAUUCUCCGAGCCCUCCACCACCUCAACCGGGUUUGAAGUCGGAUCCUCGCCUUUGGGGUUACCCUGCGCCUUCAAGUCCCCCGGUUUGCUUCGUAUACCGGUGGUCGGAAAACAGGUGCAUGCCCUUGCCGUCAAGGCCGAGCAGAUAUGUGACGUCUGUGCUGUUGGGUGCAGUGUCUUUGAUAUGUACUGAAAAACCGGUCUCCGAGAUUAUGCCCGGAAGCUGUUUGAUAAAAUUCCUGAGAGAAACCUUGCCACUUGGAAUGCCUACAUGUUGGGAAGCCGAAUUCUGUGCAUUUCUCAAUGCCUGCUGUUCGGAACUUGGGAGACAGUUGCAUGGGUUUGUGGCGCGAUGUGGGUUUGGGAAAGAUGUGGUGAUGUGUCAGUGCUCAAUAAGCUAGCUUGUGGAUUUUUACGGGAAAUGUCGCACUUAGUCUGAUGCCUAUUCUAACUUGUGUUGUGUGGUUUCUUUUCACUGGAAAAAUCUAGAUUCGAUGUGUUUUUGCUUAAUUUCUCAUUUUGAUUGGUCUAUGUUUUGAUACAAAGCUUCUGGCUCCCAAUGAGGCCUGGCGGUGUUCUCUGUAACAUGGCAGAGAGUAUGUGGCUCCAUACACAUCUUAUUGAAGAUAUGAUCUCUGUUUGCCGUCUAACAUUCAAGGGGUCAGUCAACUAUGCAUGGACGAGUGUUCCUACAUAUCCAAGUGGUGUUAUAGGUUUUCUGCUAUGCUCAACAGAAGGGCCUCCUGUUGAUUUUAAAAAUCCAGUCAACUCCAUUGAGAAGUUGGAAGGAGCUGUCAAACACAGAAGAGAACUUCGGUUCUAUAACUCUGAGAUGCACUCAGCUGCCUUUGCCUUCCUGCUUUUUUGAGGAAGGAGGUGAGCGCACUCUGUGAUUCUUCAACUCCAGCAAGACAAAGCGGCUUGUCCUAGUAAAUAACUAGCGACGACUGGUUACUCUAUCUUCCUGAUUAUUGAAAUGAGUACCGCAUGGAAGAAUAGAGACCAGGUAAUUAUCAGGUGUAGAUGGAGCUCCUUUUGAAGCAUCGGUGGGAUUUAAGUUUUACUGUGAUGUUAUGUCUUGAAUGACCUAUUACUAUAUGUUUAGCCCUGUUACAUUAUUGGAUCUUAUGAGUAAUUUGCUCAGUAAUCAAAUAAUUAUGAAUAUUUUCAUUCGA